This is a messenger RNA of Lagopus muta (rock ptarmigan), 2002 nucleotides long. It is a transcript of the gene CAMK4, whose product is annotated as calcium/calmodulin dependent protein kinase IV. The record is from RefSeq and is a predicted model, not a curated record. NCBI's taxonomy places the organism in Eukaryota, Metazoa, Chordata, Aves, Galliformes, Phasianidae. Bases 138 to 1238 code for a protein of 366 amino acids. Gene Ontology annotation, biological process: protein phosphorylation. Gene Ontology annotation, molecular function: calcium/calmodulin-dependent protein kinase activity; calmodulin binding; ATP binding. The transcript is spliced from 11 exons.
CCGCCCCCCGAGCUGGGGGUGCCGUUGGGAAGCCGCUGCAGCCGCUGCUCUAGCAGCCCCGUCGCUUCCAGCCUACAGCCGGCGCGGAGCAGAGCGGGGGACUGCCCGGUAUCGGUCCCGGCCCGCUGAAAGUCACCAUGCCCUCCACCUCUGCCUCGGGCUCGGCCGGCCGCCCCGCGCCCGACUACUGGAUCGACGGCUCUAACAAGGACACCCUGACACACUACUUCGAUCUGGAGUCCGAGCUGGGACGUGGGGCUACAUCCAUUGUCUACAGAUGCAGGCAGAAAGGGACCCAGAAACAUUACGCCAUCAAAAAGUUGAAGAAGACAAUAGACAAGAAAAUUGUUCGUACGGAAAUUGGAGUUCUUCUUCGCCUCUCACAUCCCAACAUUAUAAAACUGAAGGAGAUAUUUGAGACCCCUACAGAUAUCAGCCUUGUUCUGGAAUUGGUCACAGGUGGAGAACUAUUUGACAGGAUUGUGGAAAAGGGUUAUUACAGUGAACGAGAUGCUGCUGAUGCUGUUAAACAGAUCCUGGAAGCGGUUGCAUACCUGCAUGCAAAUGGGAUUGUGCAUCGUGAUUUGAAGCCAGAAAAUCUGCUCUAUGCAACACCAGCCCCAGAUGCACCACUGAAAAUAGCUGAUUUUGGGCUUUCCAAGAUUGUGGAAGAUCAGGUGACCAUGAAGACAGUUUGUGGAACUCCAGGGUACUGCGCACCAGAGAUACUACGAGGAUGUGCCUAUGGCCCCGAAGUGGACAUGUGGUCUCUAGGGAUCAUCACCUACAUUCUACUUUGUGGCUUUGAACCAUUUUAUGAUGAAAGGGGAGAUCAGUACAUAUAUAAGAGAACCCUGAACUGUGAAUAUGACUUUGUGUCCCCCUGGUGGGAUGACGUGUCUCUGAAUGCCAAGGAUUUAGUUAAAAAGUUAAUUGUUUUAGAUCCCAAGAAACGCCUCACCACUCUACAGGCUUUGCAACAUCCAUGGGUCACAGGAAAAGCAACAAAUUUUGCACACAUGGACAACGCACAAAAGAAGCUUCAAGAAUUCAAUGCUCGGCGUAAACUUAAGGCUGCAGUAAAAGCUGUUGUGGCAUCAACUCGUCUUGGCAGCGCCAGCAGUCACAGCGCUCAUGACAGCAACAAACCCAGCUGUAGUGCAUCUCCUAUCCGUGACAGCAAGCCUGAAGAGAAAUCCACUCAGGAAGCAGAAGCAGCUCCAGAAGAAAUGUCUUAAGUCAAUGCACUCCCUUAUUACAGCUGAGAUCUGUCAUUUCAUACACCAGCUAACUUGUCAUUCAGCAGGACAGAUUCGUAAGCUUGACCUCUCUGGUUCUGCUUUGGGGUGCCAAAUGCACUGCUGGUGAUUCUACCUUCAAUGCAUGUGACUACUUAUGAAAAUAAUAAACUGUUCCAUAAGGCAUGUCAAGGAAACCGUGUUAUUUGCAGUAAUGCUGGCAGGCAAAAAUAUGGGGAUGAAUAACUACCUACCAUGAUAUGUAUAUUUCAUAUACAUCUCUACAGUGUUUCUAGAUGUUGUUUGAAACAAAUACUAUUUAAUUCAGUUUAUGGAAGUAAGUGUCUUCUGUACGUCAUGAUUUUCUUUGAACUGCUUCCUUCCAUAUUCAUAAUCCUAUAGUAGGCAAAAUGGAAGGAAAUACCAAACCAGUGCUUUUAAAAAAUGUUGUAUGAAAUAAUGCUUUUUACCUGUAAAAUUUAAAAAGUAUUUGGGGAUUUAUAUGCAAGAAACAUUCCACUAUUUCUGGGAAGAAACUAGAAUAUUAGUUCUGCUGGGCAUGAAAAUGUAUGUUCCUCAAGCUUCUGUUGAGAAUGCCUUACUCUGAAUUUUCGUGUUUAUAUACAACACUUUAAUGACAACCAAAAUUACUCAGCUUCCUGCUAUUUCAUUCUCUAGUAAAGCAUUAGCCAAACAAAAUGACAGAGAAAUGGGGGAUUAAAGUAGAUUUUUGGAAUACUGUUGCAUUUAUUUGUGACUUUCUA